GAUGGGAUCUCUUCUCAGAUGAGAGAUUUGUGUGGCUAUUGGAGAUAUUUGGGUGGGUAUUUGAGGGUUUAAUGCAGAUAUUUGGGAUAUUUGUGUGAAUUGAUGAGGUCCUGUCUCAGUCUUCUCCCGGGACAAACCAUAUCCAGCUCCCACAGACUGGGAGGUGCUCCAGACCCCAAAUCACCUUCGUAGCCUCCUCUGGCCCCACUCCUGGACCUCUCUGGUCCCGAGGAGCCCAGACCUGGACACAGCACCCCAGAUGUGCCUCACCCGGGCAGGGCAGAGGGGCAGGAUCACCCUGUGUCCUGCUGGCACUGCCCUUCCCGAUGUCCCCCAGGAUUCCAUCGCCACCAGGACCCCCGGGAUUCACUGCUGGGCAGGAACAGCCCCACCCCGGACCCCUGAUCACCCCUGUGAUGACACCGGCGUGUUCGCCCCGUGGUUUCACGCACAUCUGCACAGCUCACACGUGAAUUCACAUCCGUGCUCACCCCUGUCAUUUCUCACACAUCUGUGCGCUCUCACAUCUGGCGCGGGCGGCCCAAAAACACCCUCGGUGCCGGUUUCCCUCCGGAACGCUGCACCACGUGCCCGCUUCAAAGAUGGCGGCAGCGGCGUCACCCGCCCGGAUGGCCGAGGAAAGCGAGUCCGGGCGGAAGUGAGCUCGGCCGGAAGUGGGUCCUGCCCGAAUUGGGUCCCCCACAGGCGGAUGCGCAGGGCCUGGCGGCGCGGAGCGAUGGAGGCCGGCGGCCACGGGCAGGAGGCCGAGGCGGGCGGCCAUGGCGGCCACAAGAAGAAACACAAGAAACACAAGAAAAAGCACAAGAAGCGGCACCACCACGAGGCGGGGCCGUCGCCGGGUCCCGAACCCCCCCGGCAGCCCCGGCUGCGGCUGAGGAUCAAGCUGGGGGGGCAGAUCCUGGGCACCAAGAGUGUCCCCACGUUCACGGUGGUCCGUGAGGGGCCGCACUCGCCAUCCCCCUCCCCGCUGCUGGCGGGGGACGAGGAGGAGCCCAGCGAGGGGGUCCCUAUCGAGCAGUACCGRGCCUGGCUGGAUGAGGACAGCAACCUGGCCCCCUCCCCACUGCCCGAGCUGGACCCUGAGAACUGCUUCCCUCCCCGAGAGGAGGGCGAGGAGGAGGAAGAGGAGGAGGAGGAGGAAGAGGAGGAGGAGGAGCGGCGCUGGCUGGCAGCCCUGGAGAGGGGGGAGCUGGACGACAACGGCGACAUCAAGAGGGAGGUGGACGAGUCCCUUCUGACGGCCCGGCAGCGUGCGCUGCUGCACAAGCAGCAGAGCCAACCCCUGCUGCAGCUGCCCAUGGGCGCCAAGGCCAAGGAGGUGACGGAGGAGAUGCGGGAGAAGCGGGAGGAGCGGGCGCGGCGCCGGCGGCUCCAGGCCGCCCGCAAGGCCGAGGAGAGCAAGAACCAGACCAUCGAGCGCCUGACCCGCACCCACAAGGCCAAGGUGAGGGCCCUKCGCGAGCGCCGCGCCCGGCCCGCGCCCUGCCCCGUCGUGCACUACCGCAGCGCCGCCGACGGCGUCACCGUGUCCUUCCCCGCGGGGCUGCCGCUGCCGCUGCCCGCCGCCACCGCCCCGCCCGUGCCCCCCGCCCAGCCCUGCGCCGUGCCCGGCUGCCCCAACCCCAAACGCUACAGCUGCGCCCGCACCGGCCGCCCGCUCUGCAGCCUGGGCUGCUACCAGCGCAACCUGCAGCUGCUGCAGAUGGCGGGGUGACCCCUCUGGAGGGCUACGGAUUCUCCCCGGGGGCUACAGAGCCUCCCCAUGGACACAGGGACCACCCACACUGCAGUCUGGGCUGCUGCUGCCACAAUCUACGGCUGCUGCAGACACCAGGGUGCCCCCCUUGGGGCUAUGGACCCUUGGCCAUGGAGACAAAGGGCCAGAACAGGGCUUCCAGACCCUACAYGUGAACACAGGGAGUUUCAGAGGACUCUGGAUUCUCCGCAUGGACACAGAGGRUUGGAAGACAAACUUGUAGACACUYUGCUGUGGACUUGGAGGGCUGCAGGGGACUCCAGAUCCUCCACAUGGAUAUAGAAGGUCAGAACUCCCAGCCCUCUGCCCUGGAUACAGAGGCUUUGGCCACUCCAUGUGGACAUAAGGGAGUAGGACGGCUUCAGCUCCUCAUGGACACAGGGGACUCUGGUUCCUCCAGCUCAAUAUGGACAGCGGGGAUGUGGAGCUCCGGAGGGCYCCAGCCCCUCCACCGCAGACACAGKGUUGGGGACCCCAGCAGGGGCUGAGGGUGGUCCUGGGGGGAUAAAGGAGGUCCCAGAGAAGAGCAGGACCUGGUGUUAUAGAGCUGAUUAAAGGCUGUUGGUGAAGGAACC
Malurus melanocephalus (red-backed fairy wren) is the source of this 2352-nucleotide messenger RNA. RefSeq names its product INO80 complex subunit B (gene INO80B). Lineage: Eukaryota; Metazoa; Chordata; Aves; Passeriformes; Maluridae. Gene Ontology annotation, biological process: chromatin remodeling. Gene Ontology annotation, cellular component: Ino80 complex. The transcript has 5 exons. Bases 260 to 1735 code for a protein of 491 amino acids. The record is from RefSeq and is a predicted model, not a curated record.